Messenger RNA from Oryctolagus cuniculus (rabbit), 2889 nucleotides. Lineage: Eukaryota; Metazoa; Chordata; Mammalia; Lagomorpha; Leporidae. The record is from RefSeq and is a predicted model, not a curated record.
GUAUGGUGGCGUGGACUCGAAUGAAAUCAGGAAGGCAGUGAGUGCUCAUGUAUAGUAGCUAUGUUUGACUUUUGCCAACAUUCGAGUGGGGCGGGAGGGGGUUUGCAAAUGUGAGUCCCGCUUUUCCAAAUGGCUGGCCAAAGAGCUUUUUGGUAUUCUGUUUGGAUGCCCAAUUUGGAUAACUGGGGCCAAUAGCAGCAUUGUCUUCUUUGUUAACAGAGGAAUUGGCUGUGUGUGAAUUAUGCAUGGAAUUUUAGCGGUGGUAUAAUUAAUGUAAAAUGUGUGUUCUUGUCUAGAAAAUGUUACUCUUGGUUGUUUGCUGAAUUUGAAAGUUGUGUGAACCAAAGAUUCUGAAAAGUUGCCUCUGUGCCAGUAAAUUGUAAACUAAAUAUUAAAAACCUGAACGUUCAAAAUCUGCCUAGUUGGCUUAGAACAAUCAAAAGGAUGAGCUUAAUUUAUGGGAAGGAUGGAUUUAAGAGGAGCGCCAUAAGGAAUUGCUUGAGUUACAGAGGAAAGCAGAUCUAAAGCUUGUGUGAUUUCUUGGAGAACCUGAAUUUAGGUCUGCUUAUUAUAACUUCAAUUCUAGUGCAAUGCUGGUAAUGUGUAGGCAAAGGCGAUAUUAAGGAGCCAAGCUUUAAUAAGGAAGGCCGGGCCAGGCACUGCUGUCAGCUUCCCCUUAGAAGGGUUAACUUUUAAAAACUUGGUUACAUAAAUCAUAUUUUCAAUUGUUACUGACCAUCAUUGAUAUUUACAUUUUCUUUUCUUUUCUUUUUUUUUUCCCCUCCUUCCUUGCUCUUCUGACUGGUCUGUGGCUUCUUCCAAAGGGAUGUGCCGUUGUUGAAUUCAAGAUGGAAGAGAGCAUGAAAAAAGCUGCUGAAGUUCUAAACAAGCAUAGUUUGAGUGGACGGCCACUGAAAGUAAAAGAAGAUCCUGAUGGUGAACAUGCCAGGAGAGCAAUGCAAAAGGUGAUGGCUACGACUGGUGGGAUGGGUAUGGGACCAGGUGGCCCAGGAAUGAUUAAUAUCCCACCCAGUAUCCUAAAUAAUCCUAACAUCCCAAAUGAGAUUAUCCAUGCAUUACAGGCUGGAAGACUUGGAAGCACAGUAUUUGUAGCAAAUCUGGAUUAUAAAGUUGGCUGGAAGAAACUGAAGGAAGUAUUUAGUAUGGCUGGUGUGGUGGUCCGAGCAGACAUUCUGGAGGAUAAAGAUGGGAAAAGUCGAGGAAUAGGCACUGUGACUUUUGAGCAGUCCAUUGAAGCUGUGCAAGCUAUAUCUAUGUUUAACGGUCAACUGCUGUUUGACAGACCGAUGCACGUCAAAAUGGAUGAGAGGGCCUUACCAAAGGGAGAUUUUUUCCCUCCUGAGCGUCCACAACAACUGCCCCAUGGACUUGGUGGUAUCGGCAUGGGGUUAGGACCAGGAGGGCAGCCUAUUGAUGCCAAUCAUUUGAAUAAAGGCAUUGGUAUGGGAAACAUAGGGCCUGCAGGAAUGGGAAUGGAAGGCAUAGGAUUUGGAAUAAAUAAAAUGGGAGCCAUGGAAGGCCCCUUUGGUGGUGGUAUGGAAAACAUGGGGCGAUUUGGAUCUGGGAUGAACAUGGGCAGGAUAAACGGUGGAGGCGGAGGCAGUGUUCCGGGGAUUGAGAGGAUGGGCCCCGGCAUCGACCGCAUCGGGGGUGCUGGCAUGGAGCGCAUGGGCGCAGGCCUGGGCCACGGCAUGGAUCGAGUGGGCUCUGAGAUCGAGCGCAUGGGCCUGGUCAUGGACCGCAUGGGCUCAGUGGAACGCAUGGGCUCCGGCAUCGAGCGCAUGGGCCCGCUGGGCCUCGACCACAUGGCCUCCAGCAUCGAGCGCAUGGGCCAGACCAUGGAGCGCAUUGGCUCUGGUGUGGAGCGCAUGGGCGCCGGCAUGGGCUUCGGCCUGGAGCGCAUGGCUGCGCCCAUUGACCGUGUGGGCCAGACCAUUGAGCGGAUGGGCUCUGGCGUGGAGCGCAUGGGCCCUGCCAUCGAGCGCAUGGGCCUGAGCAUGGAGCGCAUGGUGCCAGCAGGCAUGGGGGCCAGCCUGGAGCGGAUGGGCCCCGUGAUGGAUCGCAUGGCCAGCGGCCUGGAGCGCAUGGGCGCCAACAACCUCGAGCGCAUGGGCCUGGAGCGCAUGGGCGCCAACAGUCUCGAGCGCAUGGGCCUGGAGCGCAUGGGCGCCAACAGCCUGGAGCGCAUGGGCCCCGCCAUGGGCCCAGCCCUGGGCGCUGGCAUCGAGCGCAUGGGCCUGGCCAUGGGUGGCGGUGGAGGUGCCAGUUUUGACCGUGCCAUUGAGAUGGAACGUGGCAACUUUGGAGGAAGCUUCGCAGGUUCCUUUGGUGGAGCUGGAGGCCAUGCUCCUGGGGUGGCCAGGAAGGCCUGCCAGAUCUUUGUGAGAAAUCUCCCAUUUGAUUUUACAUGGAAGAUGCUAAAGGACAAGUUCAACGAAUGUGGCCACGUGCUGUACGCCGACAUCAAGAUGGAGAACGGGAAGUCCAAGGGGUGCGGUGUGGUUAAGUUUGAGUCGCCAGAGGUGGCGGAGCGAGCCUGCCGGAUGAUGAAUGGCAUGAAGCUGAGUGGCCGAGAGAUUGAUGUUCGAAUCGAUAGAAAUGCUUAAGCACUUGCCUUUUUUAAACAUCGAUACCAGACCUCUGAAUUUGUAUUUUUUCUUGUUAACCAUUUUAAUUUGUUGGCUGGAUGUAUAGAGAUGUUUAAAAAAUUCAGUUGCUUUUUGGGGUAAUUUGAAUUACUUUUUUAAUGACUGGGGUUCCAUUUGACUGUUUGCAUUGAGAUUGCAAUGUGCGCAAUUUUUUUUGUAGUUGUGGCAUCUUGUUGACAUCGAAUAAGACUUUGAUAAUAAAUACAAGUUCCUGAAAGUG